Messenger RNA from Paramecium octaurelia, 3540 nucleotides. NCBI's taxonomy places the organism in Eukaryota, Ciliophora, Oligohymenophorea, Peniculida, Parameciidae. The record is from the annotation of a GenBank genome assembly.
AUGUCUUUGGAUUUUGAGAUCAAACGUUCUGGACUCUCAAUCUCAACUUCAUCCUUUGAUACAUUUUGCGAGGAAUUAAAAAGGAAUGACAACAAGAUAGAAGGUCAUCCAUUGAGGGGAUGGAUGAAAAAAAAAAGUCCAGCACUCUUGAAAGGAUGGCAGAAGCGAUAUUUUAUGUUGAUUGAAAAUCCUUAAGACAAAGGUUGGAAACUAGUGUAUUUUGACAAUGAUGUAAAAAAACAAAUUGUGAAUGUAGAAAACUGAUACAAGACCCAAUGGUGCUUUUGAUGUUUCAGCCAUCACCUCAAUUCAAUAAGUAUCUAAAAAAGAAUUCACCAUUCAUUUCCCUGGGAGGAAACUGGAUUUGAAAGUCAAACCACAGGAAGUUUACUAACAGUGGAUUAAUACACUCAAUGAACUUCGAUUGGCCACUAAUGCAGAAAGAACCAAAAGAUAAUUGAGUACAGAGUAAGUUGUUAAACUAUCAAAUGAGAGUCCCUCCAAGAGUAUAAUUGAACAUUAUUAUUUAGUGCCUUCAAACCACAAAAUUGUUGACAAUCUCACGGUUUAGUAAGCACAAGUCUAAAAGGAGAGAUAACGUAAUUCCAUAUUAAUUGAGCAAUCUAAAGAAAAUAAGAAGAAGAAGGAAAAAGAAAAUCUAACUCAACUGUCAAAUGAUAAGAUGAUCGAGUUGGUUGGAUUGAAAGAAUUCAUAAAGAAUAUGAAUGAGUAAUUCAUUUAUUAACGAAUGAUUUAUGGAUACUUAGGUAAGAGAAGUAAAGGUAAAGUUAAAUAUUUUCAGAAAAGAUGGUUCAUAUUGGUAUCUGCUAAACCUUUGGUAUAUUAUGGUUAUUAUUUGGUCUAGUAUUCUGAUUACAAUGAUGAAAGGAUCUUGACAGAAGCAUAAUUGCCCACUUGGUUGGAACUUGAUACGAUCACCUAUUUUAAAGAAAAGGAAGAAGGCAAACCUCCAAAAGCCAAGGGGGAUGUUAGUAUGAUCGAUUGUUAAGAGAUCAUCAUGAAAGACAUGUCCAAAUCGAAAGAGAGUGGAUUUACAUUUAAAUUGAAUAUGGGGGAUAGGUUAUAUCAUCUGAUGGCUGAUACGGAACAGGAACGUAAGAAAUGGUAAUCGGCUUUGAGUUUGUCUAUGAGAACCACCAAGGAAAUCCACAACCCCUUGAAGAUCAAAAUUAAGAAGAAUAUAGAUCCUAUUAUAUAAUUAUAUGAUGAGGAGCCUCAGUUGAUUGCAAGGAGAGAGAAGAUGAAAGCCAAAUUGGAGAAAGAUGUCUCUUAGAUUCUGAAUCAGGAGGAUCAAGAUCUAGCAAUAUUGUUAAAGUAACUCACUGAGGUGAGAUAAGACAUGUUGGAAUCCAUGUAAGCAUGCAUUGUGAAGGAUCCACAAAGAAAGGAUAUCAUAAAAGAAUACACGGAUAUUUAUCAUGAGAGGAUUUGUGACAGAAUCUCGGCAUUCUGGGAUCUUCAUUAUAAACAAAUGCAAGUAUUUUACACCAAAAUGAAUUUUAGUCGCCUGAAUUGUUACUCUUAGCAUAAUGGCUGAAUGAUUACUUAAAUCUGAUGAAGGAUUUCUUCAACGAUGAUAGAAUCAUCUUUGGAGUCAGAGUGCUUCUUAACAUUUAUGUAAAUAGAUCCCUCGAAAAUUUAGAGUCUGUAUUAAAUUCUAUCAUAGAACAAGAGAAAACACAAGAACCCAUCUUCAAUGAUUAAUAAUUGUUGAUUACACAGACACCGGUGGAUUUAUUCAAAAUAAUAAACGAGGGAUUUGAUAUGGCAUACAAGCUGUGUCCUUCUAAGGAAACCAGUCUGAAACUAGGUGGAUUUGGUAAAACCAUCUUACAACAAUAUUAAUAUGGAAUCCAAGAGAUGAUCGAUGAAAUACAACUGUCAACUCCUAAAUUGGUUGCCAUUUGCAAUAAUACAUUAGCAUUGCAUGAUAAUACUAAGAAUUACAGUUAGGUGCUUCAACAGAUGGGUAAUUUGAAUGAAGAUGAGAGUGAAAAGGUGUUUGAUUGUCAAAAGAUAACCAAGAAUUUUGUGUAGAUAGCUAAUUGUUGCAGGGAUAAGAUAUUUUUCUGUUAUUUCAGUCGUGUUGGAACACACUUCAAAAAGUCCUUUCUCGAACUCUAAAUCAUUGAUAUUCUCAAAGUCAUCAUAGAACCAGCUACUGAGACUCUGUCCUAAUUACAUGAUAGUUUUAGUAGGAAAUUGUGGAAACAACUCUUAGAUACUAUUGUUCUUUAUUAUUUUAAUCAGUUCAUCAUCUCUUGUGGAAAAGCUAAGAAGGAGAAUCAAAAAGAAUUCACCAGCAAAUUAGAGAAUGAUAAGGAGAUCUUAGUUUAAGAAUUGGAAACCUUCAUUUUCGAAAAACAACUGCUGGCUUCAUUAAAACCAUUUGAUGAUAUGAUCAAUUUUAUUAAUGAGGAUUCUCUCAGCAUUUUGGAUCCAUGCAAAAGUCUAAGAAUGUACUUUGGAAGAGCAUUUUCAGAAAAGACAGUCAAAACUAUAAUGUGCCUUCGAUUUGACUUGGACAAGGAUAAGAAGAAGGAAACAAUUGAGAUUUGUAAGAAUUUAAUUGAUGACAUUAACAAAAACGAACCUGUUGAACAUCAGAGUAGACUCAUGGAUGUACUUGGACAAGAGGAAGAGGAAAAUGCAGAUCAAAGUUUAAAUCAACAGUUAUAAUAGAUUUAAUAAUAAGAAAAUAGAAGGGCAGAUAUCUUUCUUGAUUUCCAUUAGGAUGAUUAAUUAUAAGUAAACACUUAUAUGUAUUUCAAUUCUAGAUACCUGAAAAAUAAGAGUAGCGAAGUUCAAUGGAAAAGAAGGAAUUCAUCGACGAAGGUUACUUAAAUAAGAAGAAACCAAAAUAGAAGGCAUGGGAUUAUAGAUAUGUCAGAAUCAGGAAAGGGUAUAUGUAUUGGUACAUCAAUGCCAACUCUAGAGAAGCUCAGAAUAAGAUCAAUUUAUAAAGCGUAGAUGAAGUUAUCGCAAACACAGAAAAGCCAGCCAAUUUCAAAAUUCUCUUAGAAGAUUCUAAGGUUUAUAAGUUUAAGACUCAGAGCAAAGAGGAGUGCGAAUUAUGGAUUAAAACAAUAUUGAGGGAAUAAAAUUAAUUGGAUUCAGCCACAAUUACAAUUGAAGCUAUAGUAAAUAUAGUUAAUAUUUAGAAAAUCGGUAAUGGCAAAAAAGCCAUAAUAUAGGACUAUGAUGAAAUGGCAAGGAAGGAAAGACAAUUAUAGAAGCAAGAAGAACGUAAGCGGAAGAGAAUCGAAAGAGAAAAUGAGUAAGAUAUUAUUGUUUAGAUUUCAUUAGGAUUAAAAGGAAGUAGCAAGAACAGAAAAUGUUGUAGCAAUAAUAGUUAAAGGAAUUGGGAGAUAAGCCUAAGGCUCAUUAGGUAGAAGUAUUUGAAUAACAGAGCGAACCAGUAAUGAAAUAGCAAUUAUAUUUUAGAAUUACAGUCAGAAGUAAUCAACUUCUUGCUGGACUCAAUUUUUGAUAGCAUUAGGAAUCGAGAGACCUAAAUGA